AUGUCAUCUAAGCCAGUCUGGCUCAUUACUGGCUCGAGCGCGGGCUUAGGCCUAGCACUCACUCGGUACGCAUUAUCUCAGGGCCACAGAGUCAUUGCAACAUCACGAAACCCAUCGAAAACCCCAGAACUCGUAGCUGAGGUGGAGAACAAGGGUGGGAAAUGGUUGACCCUGGAUGCGCUCUGGGAGGAAGACGCCAUCAAGGACACCCUUCAACAAGCAGAGUCCCUUUUCGGUCGUCUUGACAUUGUCGUCAACAAUGCUGCAUACGCUGUUGUCGGUUCCACAGAAGAUGUACCCGAUGCUGAUGUCCUGACCCAGAUGCAAGUGAACUUCCUGGCACCAUUGCGUGUCAUGCGAGCAGUUCUCAGUGGGAUGAGAGAGCGCAAAUCAGGAGUCAUCUUGAACGUUUCGAGCGCACAGGGACUUUGUCCGAGUCCAGCGAAUGGCAUUUAUGCCGCCAGCAAGGCUGCCAUGGAGGCAGCAUCAGAUGCCCUGGGAGCGGAGGUUGCUCCCUUCGGCAUCAGGGUCUUGAUAGCCUUACCAGGCGCUUUCAGGACGAAUUUUGCGAAUGCAGGCGCAUUUACCGAACCUUCUGAGCCAUACGCCAACGACCACCCAGUCGGAAAGAGGCUGAAAUGGAUUCAAGAGUUGGGAUCAGGUGCAGCAAGAGGAGAUCCGGAGAAGGCAGCGAAAGUAAUGUUCGAAGCAGCAACGGGGAAGGGAACGUUCGGCGAACUAAUCGCAAAGGGGAAGUUCUUGCGAGUGUUUAUUGGACCUGACAGCUGGCAAGUCGCAGACGCGAAAGUCAAUGAGCUCAGAAGGACAAUUGAUGCGGAGAAGGACCUGGCCGGAAGUACGGACCUGUGA
Molecule: messenger RNA, 870 nt
Organism: Exophiala aquamarina CBS 119918
Lineage: Eukaryota; Fungi; Ascomycota; Eurotiomycetes; Chaetothyriales; Herpotrichiellaceae
Exons: 1
Coding region: 1-870 (289 amino acids)
Source: RefSeq, a predicted model, not a curated record